AAUUCUCACUUUCGUUUUGAGCUUGACGUUUGUGCUGCCGCAUUUUUCUGGACGGAAUCGUUUCCGGUUUUUCACGGUUCACGCCGGUGUUGUUGACGUUAGCCUGAGGCAGCUGACGCAUUCGUAGUUUCAGGCGUGAAUUUGCAGCUAAGCCAGACAGAAAUGGUUCUGCCCAAAUUUCUCAAACAACUUUCUUUUCAACCCAGAAAAUCCCAGAUUUACGUUCCUCCUCCCCGUCCGUUCAUAGCUUCACUGGACAGAACCGAUGCAUACUAGACAAAACCUAGCUGGCCAGUCUUCGGCUUCCUCACCGGCUACACUCCGUCUCCUAUAGUCUUUGCGUCACCCAAUUUGCGAUGAUUACAACAAAUAUCCGUUCCUUGCUCAGAUUCUCGGCCCUUUUACGUGUUGUUUUAAUUAUCUAUGGAGAAUGGCAAGACUCUCAUAUGGAGGUCAGAUAUACAGAUGUUGAUUACCUUGUCUUUUCUGAUGCUGCUUCCUUAGUGGCUUCCGGACAGUCCCCAUACCAAAGAACAACAUACCGGUAUUCACCUUUGCUGGCAUUUUUGCUCGUUCCAAAUUCAAUUAUUCAUCACUCUUGGGGGAAAUUUCUAUUCUCGGCUUCAGAUUUACUUGUGGGUUAUUUUAUCCAUUCCAUAUUGAAGCUUCGGAAGGUACCUGAGGAUCUUUGCAAGUAUUCUGUAAUGGUAUGGCUCUUCAAUCCAUUUACCUUCACCAUUGGAACUCGUGGGAACUGUGAGCCCAUUGUUUGUGCCAUGAUUUUGUGGAUCAUUAUCUGUCUUAUGAAAGGUAAUGUUUUACAAGCUGCAUUUUGGUAUGGACUUGUUGUCCACUUCAGAAUUUAUCCUAUAAUUUAUGCACUUCCAGUUAUCCUGGUUCUUGAUCCACUCUUCUUCCAAUCGGGUUUUAAGCCGAAACUCCUAAAUUGGAGGCUUAGGCAAGACAAAAAUGCUCAAAGUUAUAGUAAAAUGGCAGAUCAAUAUGGCUUAUGGACACCAGUGAAAACUAUAUUUGCAAAAGAGAGAAUAGUUUUUGCUCUGGUGUCAGGGGCUGUCUUCCUAUCUUGUACUGCACUAUUCUUCUAUUUUUAUAGAUGGGAGUUCUUACAUGAGGCGCUGCUAUACCAUCUUACUCGUACUGAUCCAAGACACAAUUUUUCAAUUUAUUUUUAUCACAUUUAUCUCCAACAUGAAUGUGAGUUCUCGGUGGUGGAAAAGCUCAUCUCCUUUUUGCCUCAAUUUGUAGUACAGAUGGUUCUCAUUUUCAGAUUUGGUCAAGAUCUCCCAUUUUGCUUUUUUCUGCAGACGGUGGCAUUUGUAGCCUUCAAUAAGGUGAUAACGGCGCAAUACUUUGUUUGGUUCUUUUGCUUACUGCCCCUGAUACUGCCGUGGACCAAAAUGAAACUUAAGUGGGAAGGCUUCAUUUGCAUUCUUGUGUGGAUGGGGGCUCAAACUCACUGGUUGCUGUGGGGUUAUUUGCUGGAAUUUAAGGGCAAAAACGUCUUCUUAAAACUCUGGCUCGCAAGCUUGGUGUUUCUGGCCGCUAAUACGUUCAUCCUCGUCAUGAUAAUUCGUCGGCAUAAUUACUCCCCAGUAUUUGAGCAGCUCGAAGCUGCAACUUUGAAGAAUGUAGUGAAACUUCAGUAAGGGAUUUGAGUCCUUGUAGAUUUGCUAGAGUAGUUGAACUAGUUUAUGAUGAACUUCUACACUUAAACUUUUUACCAAAUUUUGGAAAAAAAUAUUUACCAA
Messenger RNA from Pistacia vera, 1769 nucleotides. RefSeq names its product GPI mannosyltransferase 1-like. Lineage: Eukaryota; Viridiplantae; Streptophyta; Magnoliopsida; Sapindales; Anacardiaceae. The record is from RefSeq and is a predicted model, not a curated record. Gene Ontology annotation, molecular function: alpha-1,4-mannosyltransferase activity; GPI mannosyltransferase activity. Gene Ontology annotation, cellular component: membrane; glycosylphosphatidylinositol-mannosyltransferase I complex. Gene Ontology annotation, biological process: GPI anchor biosynthetic process. The coding region runs from base 357 to 1667 and encodes 436 amino acids. The transcript is spliced from 6 exons.